CGUACAUACAUACAAACCUCCUCCUCUUUCAUCCCUUGUUGGUUUCUGCUUCAACCCACUCUCGGCUUUCAUAAUAUCUUAUCGCUCUCUUCUGGGUUCUCUCUCUCUCAUCCCCGACAUGGGAGAACUAGCUCGUCAUCAUCCUCAGGAGCUGCAACUCCACAUCGUGGAGGAUCAAGAAGCGAAAGAAGAGAACUCAUCCCUACCCACAAGCAUCAUCACCAAUAAUCAAGCAACAAUAAUCCCUAAACCCAAGAACUUCGGGUGGUGGAUUAGAGUGGCUCUCUACUCAUUCUUGGUGCUCUCUAGCCAAUCGGUGGCCACACUCCUUGGGAGGCUCUACUACAACAAAGGAGGCAAUAGUAAGUGGCUUGCAACACUUGUCCAACUCGUGGGCUUCCCAAUCCUCUUCCUUCUCUACUUUAUCCCCACACCAAAAGACCGCAACAACCCAAACAUCCAAAUGCACCCACAAGCUCAAUCUCAAUCGCAAUCACCCUCUCUCAAAAGCCUCGCUCUUGUGUACCUCUCCAUAGGCACAAUUCUGGCUAUAGAUUGCUAUUUAUACUCACUUGGCCUCCUAUAUCUCCCUGUCUCCACCUACUCCCUUAUUUGCUCCUCCCAAUUGGCCUUCAAUGCCCUCUUCUCCUUCUUCCUAAAUGGCCAAAAGUUUACCCCCUACAUCAUUAACUCCCUAGUCCUCCUCACAAUCUCCUCAACCCUCCUUGUGUUCCAAUCAGAUUCGGAAGACCCUACGGGGGUCUCCACAGGGAAAUAUGGCCUAGGGUUUGUGUGCACUAUUGGCGCAUCAGCUGGUUAUGGGCUUGUCCUAUCCUUGACCCAACUUAGCUUUAGGAGGGUCAUAAGAAAGGAGACAUUUAGGGCAGUUUUGGACAUGCUUGUGUACCAGUCUUUAGUGGCUAGUGUGAUUAUUUUGGCGGGGUUGUUUGCGAGUGGAGAGUGGGAGCAUUUGGGGAGAGAGAUGGAUGAGUAUGAGCUUGGGAAGGUGAGCUAUGUGAUGAACUUGGUUGGGACAGGAAUUUCUUGGCAAGUGUUUGGAAUCGGUGCAAUUGGAUUGAUAUUGGACGUGUCGUCCUUGUUCUCGAACUCGAUUAGUGCAGUGGGGUUGCCGAUUGUGCCCAUCUUCGCUGUCGUGUUCUUUGGGGAUAGGAUGAAUGGGAUCAAGGUAAUAUCUAUGAUCUUAGCAAUUUGGGGCUUCGUUUCUUAUGUGUACCAACAUUAUUUGGACGAUGCCAAGUUGAAGGGUCAAAGGAAUAGUGUUGGUGGGGAUGAGUUUAGUAUAAGAUGGCCACUAAAUGCUCCAAAUGCAAGAGUUGGUGAAUGAUUAAGAUGGUGGAGUGUUUUGGUUUGUGUUUAGCUAAGUUCAAGUAGAGAUCUCGUGCUGUAACCACUUGGGGGAAAAAACGUGGAACUGAAUAAGAUGAUUGAAAAUGUUGCUAAUACUUUGAUUUUUUUCUCUAUGCUUUGAUUACAAGAAAGGCAUCUUGUCUUUA
Eucalyptus grandis is the source of this 1514-nucleotide messenger RNA. Its product is annotated as purine permease 21. The transcript is spliced from 2 exons. The record is from RefSeq and is a predicted model, not a curated record. Gene Ontology annotation, cellular component: membrane. Lineage: Eukaryota; Viridiplantae; Streptophyta; Magnoliopsida; Myrtales; Myrtaceae. Gene Ontology annotation, molecular function: purine nucleoside transmembrane transporter activity. Bases 119 to 1345 code for a protein of 408 amino acids.